Sinocyclocheilus rhinocerous is the source of this 898-nucleotide messenger RNA. Its product is annotated as mediator of RNA polymerase II transcription subunit 21-like. Lineage: Eukaryota; Metazoa; Chordata; Actinopteri; Cypriniformes; Cyprinidae. Gene Ontology annotation, molecular function: transcription coregulator activity. Gene Ontology annotation, cellular component: mediator complex. The coding region runs from base 95 to 532 and encodes 145 amino acids. The transcript is spliced from 4 exons. The record is from RefSeq and is a predicted model, not a curated record. Gene Ontology annotation, biological process: regulation of transcription by RNA polymerase II.
UUUUGCCUGUUGUACGCAGGCGCGACUGUAUGGCGUCACGUGACGACGCUUUGAGCGCGCUCGGCGGAAACGGAAAAGGCCAAGAGGAGCCAACAUGGCGGACAGGCUUACGCAGCUUCAGGAUGCUGUUAACUCCCUGGCUGAUCAGUUCUGUAAUGCGAUUGGAGUCCUGCAGCAAUGCGCACCACCUGCCUCUUUCAGCAACAUCCAAACUGCCAUCAACAAAGACCAGCCCUCUAACCCCACAGAAGAAUACGCUCAGCUGUUUGCAGCACUGAUCGCAAGAACAGCAAAAGAUGUCGACGUGCUGAUUGACUCUCUGCCCAGUGAAGAAUCUACUGCCGCACUGCAGGCUGCUAGUCUGAGGCAGUUGGAAGAGGAGAACCAGGAAGCUGCGGCGCGUCUGGAGGAAGUAGUUUACAGAGGAGACAUGCUGCUGGAGAAGAUCCAGUCAGCUCUAGCAGACAUCGCCCAAUCACAGCUGCGCACACGCAGCGGAGCCCCGAGUCCGUCGACACCGCCAGAGUCAUGACAGCGACUGACCCCAACCAAACAUGGACUAUAUCGUCUGUACACAGCAGGGAUUUUAUACUCAUCCUUCAUGGAUCGCAGGAGAUCUUGUGUUAAAUGUACAGUUUGUUUCUGGACUGAAGAAUGAUUCUGAUUUCAUUCUGUAAGUGCCCACUGUUUCCCAUCGCAUGUCUUGUUUAUAUGACCUCUGACGUCGUUUUCAACCUGAUAACCGUAAAUGUUCAGCAUCCAUCAGCCUUUUUUAGACAGUCACCAUCCGGGUAAGUUGGUCUUUGUAUAUUUAAUGAUGUUUUUUCAUGCCAGGAUCAUGCGGUGUUCAUUUUAUUUUGAAUAAAAUGUUAUCAUUGUGUUUAACAAAUAAAAAAAG